Pistacia vera is the source of this 1030-nucleotide messenger RNA. RefSeq lists its product as uncharacterized. Lineage: Eukaryota; Viridiplantae; Streptophyta; Magnoliopsida; Sapindales; Anacardiaceae. The transcript has 4 exons. The coding region runs from base 207 to 596 and encodes 129 amino acids. The record is from RefSeq and is a predicted model, not a curated record.
UGAAACAGAUGAAGAGAUCUGUAACAAACAACAACCGCACUGAAUUAUGAUCCAUGAACGCAAGAUUAUUGACAAUUUGACAUGUCUUCCUCUCAGCGAGACAUCUGAGCUAACCUCCCACUCUUCAUCUCUUUGUUCACAUAGAAACUAAAAAUCUCAGAUACAGAGAUAUCAGAAUUUCUAAAAAGAAUAAAACUUAAUACAGAAUGGCAGGCGGAAGGAAACCCAUUUUGUUGGGUUUGUUUUUGGUUAUGGUAAUGGGAAUUGCCAUUUACUUGAGGCUUUGGACUAUCGAUUACUCUGUUUCAUCUUCUGACAACGAGUUGCUCAGGAGGCAAUUUGAUCUUGCGAAUAGGGAGGCAAUGGAUGAAUCUGCAGAAUGGCGAUAUAAAUAUGAUAGAGAGGUAGAUAAGGUUAACAAGUGUUCGAAGGAACUUAGCGAGGUUAAGGAUAGUUUAGAGAAGCAAAUUGAGGAUUCUGCUAGCAUUAACGCAAAACUGUCAACACUCCAAAAGGAAAACACUGCAUUGGUUGAACAGGUGGAACUCUUAAAUAAACAGCUAGUGACUGCGAAGUUGAAGUGCGGCCAAAUAUAGGAUAAUUGAUUCCUGAAACUUUAACAUUGGGUUGAGUGGAUCUUUCCAUUGCUUUCUAGCUGUUGUCGGAGAGAAGUAUUGGGUCACAAUUUUUGCUGAGUUUACAGCUUCCAAUCCACUUCAGGAAAAAAAGCUAUUUUUUUAAGAUGCCAUGCCUUACCAGCUAUUUACAGGACCAAUUAGUUAUCAUUUUUUUCAGCUAAGGGGCAUCCAAGGAGUGGCAAAACCGUUGCUCUUUUCAAGAGAAGAAUCUGUUUUCCUUUCUUGAGGUUUACUGUUUACGCUGAGAAGAGGGUGCUUGGUCAAUUUUGCAGUUGUUUGAUGCCAAAUAAUUUAAUUUUUUUCUUUUAUUUGAAAUAAUUAUUUUUUGUAAUGCAUUUUUUUUAACAGUUUUGAAGUGUUAUUUUUUGUUGAAGAGAUAAUUUUGCUGGUUU